AUGAUGCCCUUCACCAACGUAGCCACCGUCGUCCGAAAGAUCACGGGCUGGGGCCGGGUUAGUGGCCAGCGGAUUCUAGUGGUAGCAGGUGGAAGAGACAGGCUCAUAACGAUGGAUGUCAUGGAGAAGCUGACAGACUACUACCGGAAGGCAUUCAGGCUGCUAAUGCGGGACAAAAGACUAGACGCAGUGGAUUGCACCGUGGGACAAUUGGAGGAAGAGGAGAGCAGUGGCAAACGGGGCGUGGAUACUACCGGUGACGGUGUCAGGCUUUGCGUAGUGCCCUCUGCUGGGCAUCAUAUGCAGAACGAUGCUGAGUGGGAGGUCGGAGCUGGGAAGCUGCUAACCUUCCAUAAUCAGCUGCAGGGUCCCAGUUUGGGUGGGGACUGGUUAAUUUUUAGAGUAUAUCAUGAAUUGUGUUGA
Molecule: messenger RNA, 423 nt
Organism: Diaporthe amygdali
Lineage: Eukaryota; Fungi; Ascomycota; Sordariomycetes; Diaporthales; Diaporthaceae
Exons: 1
Coding region: 1-423 (140 amino acids)
Source: RefSeq, a predicted model, not a curated record